ACAACUGGCUAUUAGUGAUGGGCUGUUGUAGUAGUUGUUGUAGUAGUGACAGCAAAAUUGAUUCCAAGAAAUAUCCAAAUCUGUACAAAGCGUCGAAAAUGACUAAAACAGCGUUUCAUCGCUCGGACAUCACUAUACAGACAGUGAAGAAGUUGACGACUAGAGCGCAACAGGAUAUGGCUAAAGCCAAGAGUCCAGAGGGUGUUGUAGAGAUUUUUUCGCCCCCGUAUAGUGUGGUCGAUAAGAUCACAGACAAUGUGUAUCUGACGGGCGCUGGAGGUAUGAUACGCGAGAAUAUAGUGGGCCUCAGGAUCUCAUGCAUUAUUAACGCCACGUAUGAAGUGCCCAAUUAUGACGUUAAAGGGCUCGAAUGCAUUAGAGUUCCCAUCGACGACACGCCCGAAGACGACAUUUCUCUCUAUUUGGAAGAAGUGGCGGACAAACUGAAUGAAGUGGUGUCUAAAAAUCGGAGAGCUAUAGUCCAUUGUGUGGCCGGAAAAAGUCGCUCUACUUCUCUAGUUUUGGCUUAUUUAGUGAAAUAUCAGAAAAUGACUUUAAAAGAGGCGUUCAUUCAUUGUAAUAAGUGUCGAGAGUUGUGUCAACCAAACCCCGGUUUCUUCAAAUCACUCAUAGAAUUUGAGAGAAAAAUUUUAGGAAAAACUUCCGUUAAAAUGACAUUUAUAACAAUUAAAGGCGAAAACAAAGAGAUACCAGACAUUUAUGCGGAUCUCUUCCAAGAAAUGGCUUUAUCGACAGCAAUGGAAACCAGAGAUGCGGCCAAAAAGAAGAGCAUUUAUGAGUUGUCCGGAAGGAGUCGUUUGGCCUCAACUACAGAAACU
Medioppia subpectinata is the source of this 839-nucleotide messenger RNA. Lineage: Eukaryota; Metazoa; Arthropoda; Arachnida; Sarcoptiformes; Oppiidae. The record is from the annotation of a GenBank genome assembly.